AUGAGACCGAAGCUGGGCCGUCGAAGUCAAAAACGUCAAUUUCCUUCAUCAUGGAAAUCGGGAAAUGAGGCUGUAUCAAGUGGUUGUAUCCCAAAUUCUAUCAAGAACCAAUGGACUCGAUGCACCUCAAGCCUUCGCCGUAAUGGUCAAAAUAAUAAUGACAAGUUGGAUAUGCCGACGGAUGAAAUGGGGGACAUUCCACCUCCUUCUUAUCAGUCUCCCGUGAAACACGCUGGAACCCAGACUAUCGAUGAACCUACCCUCCCCAUGGGCGAGGAUAUCAUGACUGGGUGCAACUCUCCACGUCAUAUCUCACAAGGACCAGAUUCUUACUCACUCUUCUACUGUGGUCUUGAUGAUACCAACUUGGAUCCAGAUGGGACUUUUUGGCAAGAUUCACCUUCUGAUGAGUGGGAGGCCAGUGCCACACCUGCUCCGGCUGGGACUGACCCUCAUGACCCGGUUGUUUAUACUGUUCAAACAGGUGUCUCCGAAUCCGAGCUAAGUCAGGGUGGAACAACAAGGAAGAGGGAGUACACAUGGUCGGAAAUGUCCGACUUGCAGAGGCUUUUUUUAGAGGUACACAAAUGUCAGGUGGAAAAUCAUUUUCUUCCAGAGUAUGACUGUCAUAAAUUGAGGGAUGUGUGGCUUUAUGGGGUAAAGAUUGAGACCGAGGAAGAUAGGCAGAAGUUUGACGAUCAGUUGGACUCUUUGUAUAACUUCAGUCGGGAUCAGACAUUUUAUUGUUCAUUGGCAAGUUUAAUGAUUAGGGCUCCCGCGUGGUGCUGA
Tremella mesenterica DSM 1558 is the source of this 789-nucleotide messenger RNA. RefSeq lists its product as uncharacterized. Lineage: Eukaryota; Fungi; Basidiomycota; Tremellomycetes; Tremellales; Tremellaceae. The record is from RefSeq and is a predicted model, not a curated record. Bases 1 to 789 code for a protein of 262 amino acids. The transcript has 2 exons.